Messenger RNA from Actinia tenebrosa (Australian red waratah sea anemone), 3122 nucleotides. RefSeq lists its product as uncharacterized. Lineage: Eukaryota; Metazoa; Cnidaria; Anthozoa; Actiniaria; Actiniidae. The record is from RefSeq and is a predicted model, not a curated record.
CGACUUCUCGCGUGGAUGAACGAGAGUUUUCCCUUAGCUCAGCUGUACUCUCUCAAGGGGGAUAAUAUCAUCCUGCCUGCAAAAUAUCGUUUAAUUGGCUUCAAAACAGAUGAUUCUAUUGCAUUGGAAAGAUGGCAUCCUUUGCUUCGUCUUAUAUCUCCAAAUCAGUUAGCCCAUGCAAAGAAUUACAAGACAACAAAACAACUGCCCUCGAAUUUCCUGGUGGUAUUGCAUAUGACCAUGAGGCCUUGCCAAAAAUAAUUGCUGUUCAUACUCUGAUUGAACUAAGCCCAGACCAAAUAAAUGCACAUGAUGUCAGUGUGAUUGACGUAGAUGUCAAGGAAGCAAGAUUUACAGAAGUUUCAGUCACAGACRACACUAUUUCUGGACCUAAAAAUAGAAGAUGGAUAAUACGUUCUAAACCAGAACUACCUUUCAGUCAAAUUACACAGGCUCCAAAAACAUGUGAAGAAAUAUGCCAUUCUCAACCUUUGCCAAGCCCAAGCUGUCUUGAGACUUUCCCCAAAAAGGCCCUAUUUAAUGUUUGUGGAUAUUCUUGUGAAAACUUAGACUUAAAAAGUCCAACAACGACAAGUCAAGGCGAAGUUUAUGAAAAUAAGUUACCAGCUCCUUCAAGCCAAGAUUUGCCAACAUGUAUAGCCUCGAAGGACACAUCAACGAAGCUGAUGAUUUCAAGACAUUUGAAUGAAAAUAAAAAGCAGGAAGAAACAUCGACAGCAAUGAUAUUAGGACAGUCAAAGGAAACUGAGAAAGAAGAAGCAACAACGAAAUUAAAUAAAAUAAUGGAAAAGGAGAAAGAAACAUCGAAAUCUUUGAAGUGGGAUCAUUCAAGUCAACGGGGCGAUUCUGCAGUAAAACUUGGAAGAAGUUUAAACUCAAAACAGGAUAAUUCGCCAAAUGCAAAUUUGACAGCUAGUUCAAAUGCAAAAAGUAUUCCAUCAGUCAAGUUUCCGGGACAAUCAGUUAAAACUGCAAGAGUAGAAGAAAACAUGAAACAGGACAAAAUGGCUUUACACGCCACCUCUCUUCUUCCGUCAGAAGAUCCGAUAAUUCUUCAAUUUUUUGCAGAUAGAAAAGGAAACUUGGAUGAAACUUCACAAGCUCCAGGAAACGUGAUCAAAUUCUGUUCUCAUCCUAAGCCUACUUUAAAUGAAUCGAAGGAGACUCUAGUAAAGAACAAUGAAGCUCCAACGGUUAGAAAAUGGCCACCAACGCAGCGAGUAAGAGUUUCAAAGGAAAACUUGACUGCGUCGAAUCUUAACUCAGUUCAUGAAACAUCAAACUCAAAGAAUACAACUGGAAGAAACGAACUCAACAAACAUGACAAAACUCCACUUUCUACACAAAGCACACGAUCUCUAAGACGUUCUGCUACUAGUUGUAGCUCUAGAUCCCUCGGCGCAGCCGAAAAAUCGUCAUCCCCGAAGAAUAACGAUGAUUCAAAAAAUGUCAAGUUAUCAUUAAGGGAGAGGGUACUGAAUAGAAUAAAGCGGUUGAAGGACAACGCCAAAACCUAUAAAGAAACGCCAGAAGCAAAAAACCUGUAUGUAAAGUUAGCAAAAUGUAGAAAAUUAGGUUUUGGAGUAGCGUCAUCUCUAAAUGAAUGGUCUAAAAGUGGAGAAACUAAUCCGAAACUGGAGCUUGCUAAAGAUGGGCAAUUAAAGAAAAGGGCGGUGUCAGAAGAACUUCUGGAAGAGAUUGUCUUGAUGGAAACUUUGGAAAAAGAUCGCAACACUUUUACAACGGAAAUUACUACUGAGAAAAAGAACCUAAAUUUAAGUCUAAAUGAAACGAAAUCGAAUUAUGGAAUGAAAGAGAAUAUGGAAAUAAAGAAUGAAGUGAAUAGCCCUGAAGUCAGUGCAAGGAAGGAACGUUCUUCAUUGGCUUCUGAGCCCAGUUUUGUUCCCACAGAUGAGUCAAAAGAUGGAAGUAAUGUUAUCCAGUCAAUUGGAGGUAACCAUAUUCAAGAACUCGAAACUUUACUGGGGAAAGUUGAUGGCAGUGUUGACAUGAUUGCGAUAAAAACUUUGAAAGAAAAACACGGGGAUGUAAACUGGAAUGAAAGAGUAGGUGAUGUUGUCCAAACUUUUACUCCUGAAAAAGGAAAAUCUCUCAAUCGAUGUCUUGACAAACUAAAAACCAACACAAGUUCUUUAAAGAGGACCUUGGAUAGCGAAAAAGAAAACGGUUUACAUGCUAACAACGUAGACGUCGGCUUCAGUUCUAAACGUCCUAGAAAAGGCGCGCCUAGAAGAUUAGCAAAGAGGCGUUGGCCUUCUACUAGUGAUGAUUCUAUUUCACCAGACACUUCUUUGUCUGAUCCCCCAAGCAGUAUAAAUCUAACAUCAAGUGACUCUGAGGAUCAAUCUUUUGUUCAGUCCAGCCCUUCCUCAAGUGACACAAAAGGACAAAAGACAGAGGCAACCAAUGAACCAUUUUGCGAGAAUAUGAUUGAUUUGAGUACAAAUGGGGAAUUCCUGAACAUGGAAUAUAUGAACGAUGAUGGUAUAAUAAUCUCUGCAGACCGUGACACGGAAGAUCUCGAUACAUCAUCGUCGAUUGCGUUACCCGCACAGCCAGUAUCAAAAAGCGUGACUGACACAUUUGAUAACGCUUCAACUAAAAAGGACAUGCCAAUGGAGCAAAUGAAGGAGGCGGUAUGGGAGCCUUCCUGGUUUAAUGGUGAGGACAACACUAGUGUCUCUACUCAAUCCUGGACAUGCGUACCAUACACUACCACCCCUCAGGAACAUCAUACGAUAAAGACUUCUUUAGAUAGAGAGGAAAGGAUUAAAGCACUCUUGGCCAAACAAAGCCAGUUGCUAUCAAAGAUAAACAGCAAUGCCAGUGGGAACUCUAUUUGAUGAUCUUGCGGUGUCUCUCCCAUUUUAGUGAUUUCUUAUGGUAAGUGAUUGGUUUUUGAAAAGGAAACACUACUACUUUACUUAAACCCCUUGCAUGUGAACGUCCAAGCAGCUCAAUUUGGAGGACAAAACAAAAGACUUUUAAUCUCCUGAGAAUUGGAAACCUAUUGUUAUGUCCUCCAUAUGCAUUCCGACAUCCUGCACGACGUCUAUUAGUCCAGACGCUGGACCCUCUCC